AUGGAUCAGUUAGUUGGUUCUUCUCAUGGACACCAAGUUCGUCGAGCGAAUGCUAAUAUUUCUGAAUCUAAUGUCAAUGUCAUACCAUCAACUUCAACUAAUUCUAAUACAAAUCUUGUCCAAACCACAAUGGAUCAGCUGCAAACUCGGGUAUGUGACUCACACUCAAAUGCUCAGUAUCUAGUUAAGACAGCGCCUCCACCUGAACGUAAUUCCAUAAGGAAACAUUCAAGAUCACGGUCUCAGAAUUUCGACCAAAUUAAUUCGCCUAAACAACGAAUAUUUUACCCUUUGCACCAUGAUGGUCACAAUCAUCGUCUGAUAAACUCACGUGGUAUACCUUUUUCUAUCCCGUCAACUGCACCACCACAAUCCCCUAGACCACCAGCACCAUCAAUAACAACAGCAGCACCACCACCACCAACAGCAACAACAUUGCAUAACACUAGACAACUGCCAAACGCCUCAAGUCUGUCACUUGCAUCAAGUCUGUCACUUGCAAAAUUAAAACAAUCAAAUUGGGUAUCUUUGAUUCCGCCAUUACCAGCCAGGCCAGACGGUCUGCUAAUAGCUGAAAAAGGUAAACAACAGGCAACUAAUGACGACGUGGGUAAUGGUAAUAAUGUCGGUACUGGUGGUAGCACACAGCAGGUACUAUCAAAUGAUGAAUUUGAUUUCAGAUUGCGAGAUCCAUUCUCGGAGAAGAAUUUAGGCAAAAAUCGAAAUCAUCGCUCAUCGGACUCGGACAAAUAUAAAUCCAACCUUGAUCCGUCACAGCGACAUUCAAUUGCAAUAUCCCCUACACCAGAUAAAGGACUGUCGAAAACGGAAAAUGAAAAUGAAAAUGAAAAUGGUGGUGCUUUGAAUCUAGAUUUACUCGAUUACAAAACAAACAUUAAUAACACUGUCUCCACCACGUCCCCGAAAAGAGAAGUUAAAAAGAAGGCUCGCAAAAUUUGUGGAAAGUGUGGUCUUGAGAUUACCGGUCAAUUUGUCAGAGCACUUAAAAGUGCUUUUCAUGUCCAAUGUUUCACAUGCCAUGAAUGUGGUGUACAAUGUUCAGCCAAAUUUUUCCCUCAAGAGAUUGUAGAAAAUGGAGUGUCAACCCAAGUUGCUUUGUGCGAAUACGAUUACUUUAAGAAGCUAGAUUUGAUUUGUUUCAAUUGCAAUAGUGCUUUGCGAGGACCAUACAUAACGGCUCUUGGAAACAAGUACCAUUUGGAGCACUUCAAGUGUUCAGUUUGUCAACAUGUAUUUGACGCUGAUGAAAGUUAUUACGAACACGAAAAUGAUAUAUUCUGCCACUACCACUAUUCAAAAUUGUAUGCAUCUCAUUGCGAAGGAUGCCAAUCUUCCAUUGUCAAGCAAUUUGUAGAGCUAUUUCGCGGAGGAAGAAAUCAACAUUGGCAUCCGGAAUGUUUUAUGGUUUAUAAGUUUUGGAAUGUUUGCAUUACUGCUGACUCUGUGGGACUCCAGAAACUUCAAGGAUGGUCUAAUGAAAAGUUGACAAACUUGAGAUUGAUAAAGCUAUCCGAUAAUUCAAUCGACUCAAACAAACUUAUAAUGAUGGAGCAGCACAUUGAGCAAGUUGUCAUGAGCUGUUGGCUAAGACUCUCUGGAUACGAACAAGCAACUGCUGCAUGUAUCUCCGAUAUGCUCCUCAACGCUUGCACAGGAAAUAAGUUCAAUGGAUUAAUCGUAACAGGGAAAUUGAUUUUGAAUGUGGAAGUUCUUUUCGAAGCUUUAGACCACGUUUUAUAUUUGUGCAAAAAAUCACCUCCCACCAUACAAUCAAGCCCAUCCAAAAGCGAGGACCAAGACACUCUGGACUCAUCUACACUGGAGAUUGAAUACUUUCUGCAAUUGAAAAAAGAGCCCAGAAAUAUAACCGGGAAAAUAAUGAGCUACUUGGCUAUCCUUAGAAAGUCUGCAAGUAUAUCGAAAUCAGGUACUUUGUCAGCCGAGCUAUUAUCGGUGAUAACAGGCUGUGCUCAUUACUUGAAGCUUUUGAUAAGGAUAGGCUUGGAUAAUGCAUUAAAAUUGAACAAAUUGCAUGGCAACAUUGAAGCAUUAGAUGAGUUUUUGCAUACUAUAGUAAAACAUGAAACAUUGGGAUUUCCAACAAUUGAAAAUAAAAUACAGCUAGAGCAAUUUGUUGAGAAACUCUCUGUACCACCAAACUCAACAGACGCUUGUACCAGCUGCAACAAGAGUGUCGAAAAAGCAUGCAUAAGGUUUUUGGAUUACAGGUGGCAUUUAAGAUGUUUUGUAUGCUCCCGAUGUCAAAGGCAUGUGGAGUUUGAGGCUCGGAGUUGUUCAUUUGACGCUACUAAAUGCGCCAUUAUUUGCCCCAAGUGCCAUGACGGUAACGGAGCCUUGGGAUUUGAAGAAGUGACAGAUCUAAGUCAAUUAGUGUAUCUUUUAAAAAUUGCACUACUGAGAUCCAGAUUAGUGAUGGGAAUCGAUUUUGAAAGUCCACCACAGCAAUCAUCAUCAUCAUCAAUAUCAACAUCAGCAGCAGCAACAUCAACAUCAACAUCAGCAGGAGCAACAGGAGGAGCUCACUCCUUUGAUGAUGAAUCCAAAAAAGCAAAAGAACAAUACGAUCGUGCAACUUAUGUACAAACUUUGGAUGAUGUCACUAGACUAAGAAGUAAACGCCAAAGCCAAAAAUUGUCAAAAUCAGUAAAGAAGAAAGCACGCAAAUCGGUGAUUAUAACUGCGCCCGAAGCUGAUCAUGCUCAGGAAGAAGAAAUUCAGUCACUGCUGAAAAGAGAAGAGUAUGAUGUAAUACCGGAGAUGGAGUCGUUGAAAGUACACACAAAGGAGGGAGAGCCUGUGCGUAAAGCGAGUGGUGCAUCACAGCUCUCAUUUGAGGCUGGAGAAGUCUUAUCGGUUAAGAAGGAGCUUCGAAUACGAGAUGAACCACAGCGCCAACAAACGGCAGUCCAUUUAGACCGAACAUCCGAUCUUUUGCGAAGUGAAAAGUCAUUGACAUUGGACGAUAUUCCAAGAAUAGUUGCUGCUGAGCAAGCGCGUGAUCAGCGACCUAAUGCAUUUAAACAUCACAACAGACUUUAUCAAAGAAGUGGAUCUCAUAAACUCAAAGCAGGAGGGCAUAGUCCUGUUAUGAGCACACCAAGUAGUGCGUUGCAUCAUAUUUUGAACUCCUCCACGCAAACAAGCGAAGCUCCUUCUGAGAAGCAAAAAUUUUAUUCGGAACUUACCAAGCGUGAACAUUUCAUUAUGCGGCAUAUUGCAAUUGAAGCUUUAUGUCAAAUGAAUAAGGAAAAGUACAACAAAGAAGAGCUUGCUUCUUGUAUCCAGACUAAGAAGUCUCCUACCUUUUGGGAGAAGCUAAAAUUUGGCGGUGCUGGAGCAUCAUCGAAAGAGAAAUCUAGUGGUGCGUUUGGAGCGGAAUUGAGUUUUUUGACGAAAAAGUUUGGUGUUGAUUCUGAUUUGGGCGUUGGCCCAUCGAAACUCAGAAUCCCUAUAGUUGUUGAUGAUGUCAUUAGUGCCUUGAAACAGAAGGAUAUGUCUGUUGAAGGUAUAUUCAGAUUGAAUGGAAAUAUUAAAAAAUUGAGGGAAUUGAGUGAAGAAAUUAACAAGAAUCCUUCAAAGUCCCCUGAUUUCAGCUCGCAAAGCGCAGUUCAAUUAGCAGCAUUAAUGAAGAAAUGGCUACGCGAGCUUCCGAUUCCUUUGCUUACAUUCAACUUUUAUGAUUUGUGGAUCUCGUCUCAAGAAGAAACUUCUGCGGAAAGCCGGAAACGAAUUAUUCAAUUGGCUUAUUGCUUACUUCCAAGAGACUAUCGGAACUUACUUGAGGUGCUUCUAUACUUUUUCAGUUGGGUUGCUUCGUUUGCAGAAGGCAAUGAGGAGAAUGGGUCCAAAAUGGAUACGCACAAUCUAGCUACCGUGAUUGCCCCUAAUAUCCUAGUAUCACGACAAUCUACUGGCCAAAAUGAGCAAGGAGAAAACUAUUUUUUGGCAAUAGAAGUUGUUAACCAGCUAAUAGAACAGCAUGAAGAAUUGAGCACAAUUCCACCAGAUCUUUUAAAUGUUUAUGAAUUGGGUGGAUUUGACUCAAGUGAGAAAGCCUUGUCGUCUAAAGAGAUAUUCGCUCAAAUAGAGAGUCUUUAUGGUGAUAACUCUAUGUAA
Lodderomyces oxycetoniae is the source of this 4158-nucleotide messenger RNA. It is a transcript of the gene LRG1, whose product is annotated as Lrg1p. The transcript has a single exon. The record is from RefSeq and is a predicted model, not a curated record. Gene Ontology annotation, biological process: regulation of small GTPase mediated signal transduction; signal transduction. Lineage: Eukaryota; Fungi; Ascomycota; Pichiomycetes; Serinales; Debaryomycetaceae. Bases 1 to 4158 code for a protein of 1385 amino acids. Gene Ontology annotation, cellular component: cytoplasm. Gene Ontology annotation, molecular function: GTPase activator activity.